AUGCUACUUCAACCACGCACGUUCUCUUUGUACCUUCUGGCGGUCCUCAGCGGAUUAGGGAGAAGCCGGGCCGAUGCUACGGCAAACUCGACUUGCGAGGCAAUCGCAAAGGCAGUCUCCCUUCAAUCCGACGUCUACUAUCCAGGGACAUCUCAAUACACCGCAGACAUCAAGCACUGGGUGGAGUCCAGCACACAAGAGGCGGCAUGCUCUGUUGAGCCUGGAAGCGUUCAGGACGUUUCGACAAUUCUGGAAAUUCUGGGCGAUACCCGAACACCAUUUGCAGUCAAAGGAGGUGGCCAUGCCUUCAAUCUGGGUUUCUCCUCUACAACUGGUGUCCAAAUCGCCAUGACUCGCUUCUCGAACUUGACCUAUGAUGAAGAUAAGCAAACAGCAGAAAUCGGCCCAGGAUUGAUCUGGCAAGAGGUAUAUGAGCGCCUCGCGCCAUUCAACGUCACAGUUGUCGGUGGAAGGGUUCCAACCGUUGGUGUUGCUGGUUUUACACUUGGAGGGGGACUUUCCUUUAAGUCUAGUCAAUACGGACUAGCGAUUGAUACUGUGCAAGCCUUCGAGCUAGUACUGCCGAAUGGAACUGUCACCACAGUAACAGCCGAUAACGAAGACCUUUUCUUCGGAUUGAAGGGCGGAUUCAAUAAUUUUGGAAUUGUGACCAAAUUCACAUUCAGAACAUUCCCGCAAGGCAAGAUUUGGGUAGGCAGUGUGGUGGUUCCAGAACAAGGGCUGGAUGCCUUGAAUACCGCCGUUGCCGAACUUGCAGCUGACUGCACGGACCCAAAGGUGGCGCUCAACGUUCAGUACACAUAUGCAGCAGGCGUGCUAUCAGCAACUGCCACAAUAUUCUAUGACGCGCCCACACAACCCGCAGGUAUAUUCGAUGAAUUGCUUUCUGUCCCUGGAAGUUUCGUCAAUGUGUCCACGACGGACUUCCUGUCAUUUAUCUCCGGUGUCGUUCCCUCCUUCGGUGGAAGUCGCAUAGAUUUCGGUGAUGCACCGGUGGAAGCCUACUCGCCUACACUCCUGAGCGCUAUAGUGAACGAAACAUCUUUUUGGGGCCAGGCUCUUACUCCUCAUUCCGGCUCUUUGAUCAUGCAUAUUGUGGAGGUCUUCCUCCCAUCGUACUUCUCACACGGCGCAGCAUCCGCCUAUCCUCCUAACCGUUCCGCCUUCAGCGAGCCUAUCAACUUGUACUUCGCAUGGAAUGAUCCGCAGGCUGACAACAUCAUGCACGAUGCAGUUGGACAAAGUACAAAUGAGCUGAAGGCCGCGGCUAUCGCAGACGGUCAAAACAUUGUAGACACGCCGCUUUACCCCAACUACGCGCCUCAUGAUACACCUUUGAAGCUGCUGUAUGGAAGCAACGUGGACAGGCUACAGGGGAUCAAGAGGGCGAUCGAUCCGGACAAUGUCAUGGGGUUGGCCGGAGGAUUCAAGUUUUAA
Molecule: messenger RNA, 1458 nt
Organism: Heterobasidion irregulare TC 32-1
Lineage: Eukaryota; Fungi; Basidiomycota; Agaricomycetes; Russulales; Bondarzewiaceae
Exons: 11
Coding region: 1-1458 (485 amino acids)
Molecular function (GO): FAD binding; oxidoreductase activity
Source: RefSeq, a predicted model, not a curated record